Beta vulgaris subsp. vulgaris (sugar beet) is the source of this 558-nucleotide messenger RNA. RefSeq lists its product as uncharacterized. Lineage: Eukaryota; Viridiplantae; Streptophyta; Magnoliopsida; Caryophyllales; Amaranthaceae. The record is from RefSeq and is a predicted model, not a curated record. Bases 24 to 395 code for a protein of 123 amino acids. The transcript has 2 exons.
UUUGCUUUCACAUAAUAAGGGUCAUGCACAUGUUCAGCAUAUUUCAAAUACCACAACAAUAUAUCCUUAAGAGAUGGACAAGACUUGCAAAGUCAGCAGUAUGGGAGAAUGUUCAAGACAAGGACCAAAGCCAAAAUGCACUGUUGUGGACACCAUGGAGACAUGCAAUAACCAAGAAUUUCUACAACCUAGUGUCAAUAUGUCAAUCAAAUGAGGAUGCAAGAACAUUAUGUGACAAGUCGUUGAAGGAAUUAUACAAAUCAGUGAAAGAAGUUUUCAAGACCGAUCAACAAAAACAACAAGAAAUCGAAGAUGAAGAACUACGAAGACAAACAGUUGAAAAUCCUGAGGUGAUAAAGACAAAAGGAAGACCCCAAAGGGAAACAAGAGAGUAAAAGGACAUUUUGAGAAGCGUAAAAUGAAGACAAGGCAUCCGAACGAAUAUGGAACAAAAACCCCAAAUGUACCUCAAGUUGAAUAGUGUUCAAAUAAUAUUAGUUUUCAAUUGUAUUCCAGUCAGUAAUUGUAUUGAAAUUUACACUUGUUUAUUUCUAAAAU